AUACUCGCCAAGGCCGAGUUUCUCAAUCCGGGGGGGAGCGUGAAGGAUAGGGUGGCACGGCAGAUGGUGCUGGAAGCACUGAAAAGUGGCCAGCUGAGGCCCGGGGGACUCAUUACCGAGGGCACAGUAGGCAGCACCGGCGUGAGCCUUGCCAUG
Molecule: messenger RNA, 156 nt
Organism: Ostreobium quekettii
Lineage: Eukaryota; Viridiplantae; Chlorophyta; Ulvophyceae; Bryopsidales; Ostreobiaceae
Source: the annotation of a GenBank genome assembly